AUGUCCAGUACAUCACCCACCUCACCACCAUCGUCAAGUCCUGCCUGUACUCUCUCCUCUUUGGAUCAUCUCGUCCUCACUGUCCGUUCAAUUCCAGCAUCUAUCAGGUUCUACACGUCUGUCCUGGGGAUGGCGCAUCAAUCCUUCACUCCGCCAUCCGACACUACUGGCACUGCACGUCAUGCGCUCCUGUUCGGUGGCUCCAAGAUUAACCUCCAUGAGGCCGGCAAGGAGUUCGAGCCAAAGGCACAUGUCCCGGCACCUGGUAGUGCGGACCUCUGCUUCCUAACUGAUUCGGCGGUCGAGGAAGUUGUCGGGCGCCUAAAGGAGAUGGGCGUAGAGGUCUUGGCCUUUGACGGAGAGGAGGUAGUGAAGAAGACAGGGGCUAGAAGCCUUCUCAGAAGCAUAUAUAUCAGAGAUCCGGAUGGGAACCUGAUCGAGUAG
Paecilomyces variotii is the source of this 444-nucleotide messenger RNA. RefSeq names its product Glyoxalase/Bleomycin resistance protein/Dihydroxybiphenyl dioxygenase. The record is from RefSeq and is a predicted model, not a curated record. The transcript has a single exon. NCBI's taxonomy places the organism in Eukaryota, Fungi, Ascomycota, Eurotiomycetes, Eurotiales, Thermoascaceae. Bases 1 to 444 code for a protein of 147 amino acids.